This is a messenger RNA of Cicer arietinum (chickpea), 2203 nucleotides long. RefSeq lists its product as uncharacterized. Lineage: Eukaryota; Viridiplantae; Streptophyta; Magnoliopsida; Fabales; Fabaceae. Gene Ontology annotation, cellular component: nucleus. The record is from RefSeq and is a predicted model, not a curated record. Gene Ontology annotation, biological process: regulation of DNA-templated transcription.
UCCGCAUUUUCAGUGUUUCAAAGUAUCGCAACAUUUUCCAUUUCCAUUUUCAUCUCAAAACCAUAGUCACAACAUUUUCGUGAAUACACCAAAUUUUCUUCUUCUCUUGUGAAUUCAAAACAAAUUCAGUAACAAAAUGGAACUCGAUUUAGUUUCUACACCACAAAUGAAUGAGAUUGAUGUUGUUGAUGGUAGUGGACAGCAAGUGAGUCGUAAUAAUUCGCGUGGAAUUCGUGUUGUUGGAAGCAGAAUCUAUGAUUCUGAAAAUGGAAAAUCUUGUCACCAGUGCCGACAAAAAACAAGGGAUUUUACUGCUGUAUGUAAAAAUCCUAGAAAUGGAAAGCCUUGUGCGAUUAGAUUUUGUCACAAAUGCCUUUUAAACAGGUAUGGGGAGAAGGCAGAAGAAGUAGAUCGGUUGGAUGAUUGGAUGUGUCCGAAGUGCAGAGGCAUUUGUAACUGUAGUUUGUGCAUGAAGAAAAGAGGUCAACAACCGACUGGUUUACUAAUUCGUACAGCCAAGGCGUCUGGAUUUAAGUCUGUGUCAGAAAUGUUAAACAAUAAGGCUUCUCAAGAUUCGGAAUCAAAUGAGGUUAAUAUGGAUGCUGUUUUGCCUACAAAUGAAGCUACUUUGGUAAAGGAGCUUGCAGUGGAUCUGUUUGGGGAACUUGGGAAAGAAAAUUCCAUAGAUGAAAAGAAAGGAUUAAAGGUUGAAAAUGGAAAAACAAAGAAAAUGAAGCGGGAAAAGUUAAAGGAAAUAUCUAAUGGUGGCAGUGUUGACGGUGCUUGUCAACAAAAUAAGAAAUUGAAAAAGCCUAAACUUUGUAAUGGAGUUUCAGAUGGAGGAGUUAAAAGAAAUGCAAAUGAUGAAAUGGAAACAAAAGUAAAGGAAAAUCAUGCUAUGGUUCAUAGUCAGAUAGAUGGUCCUCUGACUUGCCAAACCAGUGAUGUGAUGGAUCAUAGUGACAAUGCUGGUGCUAUAAACCAAGUGGCAAAAGAUAUUGUGGAAAUAAUUCCUUUGCCCACUGGCUCUGAGAUAACCAAAAUAUCGGACAUUGAGUUUUCACCUGAAGAUGUUGGAAAUGCACUGCAAUUUUUAGAAUUCUGUAGAGUGUUCGGAAAGGCUCUUGAUAUGAAGAAAGGAGAAGGUGAAGCAAUUUUACGAGCCUUAAUACGUAAGCUAACUUUGCGCCGUGGAGAAAAAACCUUGGUGGUUGAGUUCCAAAUAAAAUUGUUGACUUUGAUAAUAUCUGAUUCAGGAAUUAGGUAUCCAUCCUUAACUGCAAGCAACGGAAAAAAAUCAUGGUUAAAAGCUUUGGAGGAUUUAAUUACUGAAUCAGAUAUUGUAUUGAAAGAAUUUCCAUUAGAUUUGCUUAACAAAGGAAUUAGUGGAUAUUAUGAAAUGGAUUUAUCUAAAAAACUCAUCCUAUUGAAUUUCAUUUGUGACGAAGCUUUGAGCACUGCGAAGCUAAGGAGUUAUAUUGAUGAUCAAAAUGAAGUAUUUGUUGAAUAUAAAAAAGAAGCAAAAUCUAAGGUUGCUGCUGCUAAAGAAAAGGAGAAAAAUAUUAAGAAGAAGUUGCAGGAUGAAAUGGCCAAAGCAAUUAUGGCAAAUUGUGCAGAUCUUUCAGUUUCAGAACAUAAUGCUCUUAUUUCAAAAAUAAAAAGUGAAGCAGCUGAAGCGCAUGCUGAGUUGGUUGAAACCAAGGGCACAUUUCCUAAACGGAACCAGUGUUGUGAAGUGGUGAGAAUUGUACCAGAAUACUUGGAUGGCAGUGGUAAGACAUUUUGGAAACUAAAAAGCUAUAGUGGCGAAUAUGCUUUCAUGUUACAAGAUGUCAAGAUACAUGAUGAAGAUGCAGCUGAAGUUGACGAAAAAUGGUUGGUUUAUGAAGCUAAGCAGAAGGAUGAGAUUAACAAGUAUAUUUCCUCUAAGAGAGGUUGAUUAUUGAAUCUAACUUCAGUAUAAUUGUUGAGAGAUUGAUUACCAAAGCUGGCUUCCAAUUUUUUGGCAAUAGAAAUAGGGGAGUCAUUAGGUUUCAAUGUAAUUAGUUACAAUUUAUAGUUGGCUUCUACUAUUUUGUGUAAUAUUUCAAAUUGUAAGGAUGUGGAUUAACCAACUAUUUGAGGUAUUAUGUGUCAAUCAACCUCUGUUGCUAUUCAUCUUUUUAUGUAUCUUGCACAAUUAUUCAAUUUUGGCUAAAAUAUA